AUGUUCCGGGAGACCACCGAGCUGCCCGUUCGCACAAUAGAAGCAACAACACUGGAGCCAGAUGGCACCAAGGUGUCGUCUGAGCGUGGCUUCGAGACCUUGUGUAGCUACAACUGGCAGUGUGAUGGGUCAAUCUAUGUACCUGGUGCACCUCCGAAGUGGAACCCUCCACCGCUGCCGACCACUCUGGCUCAGGACUCAGGGAGACACUUCGUCGAUCAGAACGCAUCUCGCGUGCCCAAGUAUCCUUUCGAGCCAGCCUUCGCUGCCCUUGCUGUGAUGGGACCCGACGUCGUGCUAGAUCGAGUCGACAUCAUCGCCAACCGCAACAGUCUUCGCAAGCUACUCGAUUUUUCGGCUGGGAGGAAACUGGACAUUUUCUGCAUGGGCUUACACAUGGUCGGCAAUACGCUCGUUAUUAGCCGUAAAGAACGGAACGCUCAGCAAAUGAUCCAUGGUGCACCGAACGCGGGCUACGGACAUAACUUCGAGAAGACCUUCACCAUGCCUGAUCAUGGAAUGGAGAAUUCUAGCAGUCAUCACAGGGUUAUUCGGUACUAUAUCGGCCCUUUGGACUGCGUUGUCCGUUUUGAAGUCGAUGCGUAUUACGAUGACCCGGAUGUCGUCCUGGACUCGAAGUCUAAACAGCCUAGGGAUGAGCCUGUUGGCACCGUGAGCGCUGCUAUGGCACAACUAAAUAUUGCAGGCCUGCCAUCAACUCAAACUAAACCUCGAAAGACUCCCGUCGAUAAGCCUACAGUAGUCGUUGAGAAGGGAAUCUUCAUCAACCCGUCCAAGCUCGCGGAAAUCAAAGCCAAGAAGCUCGCACGUCUUACAGAAGCACUACCGCAGCUUUGGUUCGGUCGUACGCCCUACUUUAUGAACGGCAACCACGACAAGGGUACGGUGCACUCGGUGAGCAUCAGUGAUGCUGAGAAGGAAUACCCCCGAUGGGAGGAAGCCAAUCAAGAUAAAUUGCGCAAGAUGGUGAGUGUGCUUGCAGAACUAAGGGAUGCCGUCACACGUACGAAAGAGCGCGCAGCCGUGCUAGUCUACGACGAGAAAGGUGGGCCAUUGAAGGUAUAUGCGAUGAAGAAGAAUCAUGGCGUGCUGCCUAGUGAAACCAUCGCGAAGCACUGGACCAACGCUGGAGGUAACGCGGGAUAA
This is a messenger RNA of Alternaria ethzedia, 1167 nucleotides long. RefSeq lists its product as uncharacterized. The coding region runs from base 1 to 1167 and encodes 388 amino acids. Lineage: Eukaryota; Fungi; Ascomycota; Dothideomycetes; Pleosporales; Pleosporaceae. The transcript has a single exon. The record is from RefSeq and is a predicted model, not a curated record.